Molecule: messenger RNA, 1893 nt
Organism: Lipotes vexillifer (Yangtze River dolphin)
Lineage: Eukaryota; Metazoa; Chordata; Mammalia; Artiodactyla; Lipotidae
Gene: PRDM5
Product: PR/SET domain 5
Exons: 16
Coding region: 1-1893 (630 amino acids)
Biological process (GO): regulation of DNA-templated transcription
Molecular function (GO): protein binding; DNA-binding transcription factor activity, RNA polymerase II-specific; RNA polymerase II cis-regulatory region sequence-specific DNA binding
Source: RefSeq, a predicted model, not a curated record
AUGCUGGGCAUGUACGUGCCGGACAGGUUCUCCCUGAAGUCCUCCCGGGUUCAGGACGGGAUGGGGCUCUACACGGCCCGCAGAGUAAGAAAGGGUGAAAAGUUUGGACCGUUUGCUGGAGAGAAGAGAAUGCCCGAAGACUUGGAUGAAAAUAUGGAUUACAGGUUGAUGUGGGAGGUUCGUGGGAGUAAGGGAGAAGUUCUGUACAUUUUGGAUGCUACCAACCCACGGCACUCCAACUGGCUUCGCUUUGUUCACGAGGCACCAUCUCAGGAGCAGAAGAACUUGGCUGCCAUUCAAGAAGGAGAAAACAUUUUCUAUCUGGCAAUUGAAGAUAUAGAAACAGAUACAGAGCUUCUGAUUGGCUACCUGGAUAGUGACAUGGAGGCCGAUGAAGAAGAACAGCAAAUUAUGACGAUGAUCAAAGAAGAGGAAGGUAAAAAUUCUACAGGACAAUCAGCAGCUGGCAGAAAAGAUCGCUUUGGCUGUAAAGAGGACUAUGCCUGUCCCCAGUGUGAAUCGAGUUUUACCAGUGAGGAAAUUCUUGCUGAGCAUCUUCAGACAUUGCACCAGAAACCCACAGAGGAGAAAGAAUUUAAGUGCAAGAGCUGUGGGAAGAAAUUCCCAGUUAAACAGGCUUUGCAAAGACAUGUUCUUCAGUGCUCAGCAAAAAGCAGUCUGAAGGAUUCUUCACGAAGUUUUCAGUGCUCUGUUUGCAAUUCUUCCUUCAGUUCAGCAUCAAGUUUUGAGCAGCACCAGGAGACUUGCCGGGGAGAUGCCAGGUUUGUGUGUAAGGCUGACAGCUGUGGAAAGAGACUGAAGAGCAAGGAUGCCCUGAGAAGACACCAGGAAAACAUCCACACCGGGGAUCCUAAGAAAAAACUCAUAUGUUCAGUGUGCAAUAAAAAGUGUUCUUCAGCAUCAAGCCUGCAGGAACAUAGGAAGAUUCAUGAGGUAUUUGAUUGUCAAGAAUGUAUGAAGAAAUUCAUUUCAGCUAAUCAGCUAAAACGUCAUAUGAUCACCCACUCAGAAAAACGACCCUAUAAUUGUGAGAUUUGUAAUAAAUCUUUCAAGAGGCUCGAUCAAGUGGGUGCUCACAAAGUAAUACACAGUGAAGAUAAACCUUACAAAUGCAAGCUUUGUGGAAAGGGAUUUGCCCACAGAAAUGUUUACAAGAAUCACAAGAAGACCCACUCUGAAGAGAGGCCUUUCCAAUGUGAGGAAUGUAAAGCUUUGUUCCGGACCCCAUUUUCUUUGCAGAGACACCUGCUCAUACAUAACAGUGAGAGGACUUUCAAGUGUCAUCACUGUGAUGCUACCUUUAAAAGGAAGGACACCUUAAAUGUUCAUGUCCAGGUGGUUCAUGAAAGACACAAGAAGUACAGAUGUGAGCUGUGUAAUAAGGCAUUUGUUACACCUUCAGUGCUUAGAAGUCAUAAGAAAACACAUACAGGAGAAAAGGAGAAAAUCUGCCCAUAUUGUGGCCAGAAAUUUGCCAGCAGUGGUACACUGAGAGUUCACAUCCGUAGCCACACAGGUGAGCGUCCCUAUCAAUGCCCUUACUGUGAAAAAGGAUUCAGUAAAAAUGACGGGCUGAAGAUGCACAUUCGUACUCACACCAGGGAGAAACCAUACAAGUGCUCAGACUGCAGCAAGGCCUUCAGCCAGAAGCGAGGCCUGGAUGAGCACAAGAGGACGCACACCGGAGAAAAGCCUUUUCAGUGUGAUGUUUGUGACUUGGCUUUUAGCCUGAAGAAAAUGCUGAUCCGACACAAGAUGACUCAUAAUCCUAAUCGUCCACUGGCAGAAUGCCAGUUUUGCCAUAAGAAGUUUACAAGGAAUGACUACCUCAAAGUGCACAUGGACAAUAUCCAUGGAGAGGCUGACAGCUAA